CUCGCUGUUCUGCCAGAUGACUCGGUGCCCGCUGUCGAGCUUGAUGACUCGGUGCCCGCUGUCCUGCCAGAUGACUCGGUGCCUGCUGUCGAGCCUGAUGGCCCGGUGCCUGCUGCCUCGCCUGAUGGCCCGGUGCCUGCUGCCUCGCCUGAUGGCCCGGUGCCUGCUGCUCCACCUGAUGGCCCGGUGCCUGCUGCUCCGCCUGAUGGCCGGUGCCUACUGCUCCUCCUGAUGGCCUGGUGCCUGCUGCUCCUCCUGAUGGCCCGGUGCCUGCUUCUCCUCCUGAUGGCCCGGUGCCUGCUGCUCCGCCUGCU
This is a messenger RNA of Staurois parvus, 314 nucleotides long. Lineage: Eukaryota; Metazoa; Chordata; Amphibia; Anura; Ranidae. The record is from the annotation of a GenBank genome assembly.